Messenger RNA from Scylla paramamosain (green mud crab), 1041 nucleotides. RefSeq lists its product as uncharacterized. The record is from RefSeq and is a predicted model, not a curated record. Bases 113 to 760 code for a protein of 215 amino acids. The transcript has 8 exons. NCBI's taxonomy places the organism in Eukaryota, Metazoa, Arthropoda, Malacostraca, Decapoda, Portunidae.
GCGCAGGGUGGUCCGGCGAGGCUACGAGGCGCUCCGCGAGGAGGAGAAGGUCAGUCACUGCUCUCACUAGGAAGCUGUCGGUUUUCAGAGAUUGUGGUUCUUCUUUGCCGAGAUGGGUUGUGUUUUCGUUGCUGCUUUUCUCAUCAUCCUGGCGCAGGUACACUGCCAGGUAGAAUAUGCUGACCACCCGCCGUAUUACCAGCCACCAGUGGUGCCAGUCACGCAGACGGUGACUGUGACGGUGACCCAAACCAUUCGCGUCCCUGUGACGUCCGACGUUUGGGUGAGCACAGCGACUCCAUACACUGUGAGGGUGACGAGUCUCGCCACUGACUACACGUACGUCGCUGAUGACGCGGAGACCGUCACCGCCAUCGUUGCCGUCACAAACACGCCGAUCUCCGUAGUACGCGAGACAAGCUGCAUCAACCCAGUGCGGACGGCGGUGUCUGUCUUCACUUCCUUCUUGACAGAGACGGAGAGGAAGGACUUGUACCACACCGUUACUCACAUCGAUGUUCAUAACGAGGUGAGGGUACUCGUAUCGAUGUUCAUAACGAGAUCAACACCGUGGCUGUACCGUCCGUCCAGACCCUCGUACAGCGGGUUACCACCACCACCAUUCGGCUCGCCACGGUCACAGUCACGUCCACCACCUAUGGCUACUACCAUAGGUGAAGAAACCUUUAGUGCAGCAUACGUGCAACCACGAGAAGAUACAUUAAGUGCAGCAUGGCAUGGUGGCAUGGCAUGGCAUUAAGUGUGCCUGGCAUGGGUCAACAGUACAGCAGCAGCGUUGGGCUUAGCCAGUCCGGGUCAUCCGGCACAGUUGGGAGUGGUUCUGGUUCUGCGUCUUCCCAAGGGUCGUCGACGGACUACCGCACCGUGACCAACAGUGUCUACGUCCAUGGAGGAUACCAUUAAAUACGCUUUCAAGCUUUUUUAUUUUAUGCUAUAACACUUCAUAUAUAUAUUCUGAUGCCGUAUGUAAACAGUUGUUUUUCUUGUGCUGCCAUGUAAAUAAACAUGAGAUACGUGGUU